This is a messenger RNA of Porites evermanni, 1687 nucleotides long. NCBI's taxonomy places the organism in Eukaryota, Metazoa, Cnidaria, Anthozoa, Scleractinia, Poritidae. The record is from the annotation of a GenBank genome assembly.
AUGGCAAAUUGUUAUGGCCAUGGACAUAUGUUGAUAGUGCGACGCCAAAGUUUCAUUCCGAGUUAUUUUUCUGUUUAUGAAUCUCAAUUACCAAUGGAAAAUGAAUAUUCUGCAUGUAAAUCGGAAGCAGCUGAUUCUGAACGAAGAGCUUCGCGCCUCUUUCUUUUGUACUCUGGAAACUUAACGCUUGAGAAUCAGAUUCAGACACGAUAUUUUACAUUUCCGCUCUGGAAAAAAACUGAGAAAUUUAUGGAGUCGGGGACGCAAACUACUCGACUUCUGAGCUCCGGCUUGGCAAGAAGGUUUUCCUGUAAUGUGAGCAAAAUGGCGUAUCGGAUGCGAAAUCGUAUGGUCUGCGAUGGAUAUUAUGGAUGCCCGGAAGAAACAUUUUCCAAGGAAAAGUCAGAAACUGGUAAGACGAACAUUUGCUUAGCAAUCAUGUUUGUAAGCAUAUGUCAUGAAAAUUAAUAGAUGAAAAAGUGCCUUAGUGGCAGUCUUAUGAAAGGCGAAAAAUUAAGUGAAGCAUAUUAUUUCUUUUGGGUUUUCAAAUUGUUUUUAAUUAAUGUAUUAUUUAUUUCCGUCUGUUUGGCAAGGCAUUUCCGAACUAGGUUUGAACCGCGGUAUUUCAAAUGUUCUGUCAGUUAUAACUUUAUAAUUUUGUUUCGAUUUUUUCCUGGGUAUUCGUAUGCAACAAAGAAUUUCAGAUCAAAAGAACACAAAACGAACACUCCCCUCCUACUGGCUAAUCUCGCUGUUUACAGUUAAAAUCAAAACAAAACUACCACAAACAGAGAAAUCUAUAUCUGCACCGCUUAAUCUAGACAGUUCGGUUCGUUUCAACAAUACAAGACUCGCAUACCACAAAGGAAACAUUCCCUUACAUAGUUUAUUUAGUCUUUUGUGAAAUGACUAAGAAACUAACAAAAAAAAAUUGUACGACCUAUGAUAUGAGGAUAAGAUAAGUAAUUCAGGAACAAAUUCCAAUUGGAGGAAACCAGUUGAAUACUAAAUCUGUGGAUUGUAUUGGCCCAGGAGAAUUUAUGAUACAGGUAGUUGUUUUUCGUUUUCACUGUAAUACCACAUAAAAACCAAAACAUUUGUAAUAAUGAAGUCGUGUUUGUGCCGUGUAAUGGAUGAUUUUUUUGUCUUAAGAAAACAAAAGGUUAAAUUGCAUUUUCUCAAAUUCCGGCCAGCUGGGUUUUGCGAUCCGGGAUUUUACCAUAGGUUUUUUUCUGUCAGAAGGACACACAGAAGGUGUCGGACUAGCCACUCAAUGAAUGAAUCGCUUUAAUCGGUUUAUUUUAAUGCAGGUGGGUCCUUGAAAAGAGGAAAGCCCGUCUGUAUUCUACCUUGGAAGAAACGGAAGAAGUGUCCAAAGCUAAAGAAAAAACAAACCUCAAGCAAAGGAACAUCGAAAAAAGAAUCCCAGACAUCCAAAGUGGACUGUGUCAUGUCAUCACUAGAACGAGCUAAAGUUUCUGGGAUCAAGAUUAGAAGUCAUGUGACCAGGUAUCAGCAGGGGAUUGGAACCAAAUCCCAUCCAGCUAUGUUUUACAGUUAUUAUAUUGCCAAGGGACACGCAGUGCAAUAUCGUAAAAUCUGCGCCCCAAAACGUCGGCCAUGCGACGGUUACUUUGGCUGCUGCGACGAUGGGAGUGUCAGAAUUAAAAAGACAGGUCAGCGUUAG